This is a messenger RNA of Eucalyptus grandis, 4686 nucleotides long. RefSeq names its product pentatricopeptide repeat-containing protein At5g27270. The coding region runs from base 66 to 3281 and encodes 1071 amino acids. Gene Ontology annotation, molecular function: protein binding. NCBI's taxonomy places the organism in Eukaryota, Viridiplantae, Streptophyta, Magnoliopsida, Myrtales, Myrtaceae. The transcript has 10 exons. The record is from RefSeq and is a predicted model, not a curated record.
GCGCCUGAAGAGGCCACCCCACACCAGUGGAGGGGGAAGCGAAGGAGAGAAGUGGAUGAACGGCGAUGGAGUGGGCCAGGUCGAGCUUUUUCUCCGGCGGCACUUCCCUCCUCCCUCCGCUUCCGGCGACCACCCCCACCCCCACCCCCAGCUCCAACUCCAAGUUCAAGUCCUGUAAACCUCGUCCCCUCCGCUCGUCCCUCAGCCCGGACCCCUGGUCCCUCAGCGACGGCCUCGACAAGCCCAAGCCCCGAUCCAAGAACCCCAAGAACCCACUCUCCGACGACAACGCCCGCCGCAUCAUCAAGGCCAAGGCUCGCUACCUCAGCGCCCUCCGCCGCAACCAGGGCCCCCGCGUCCAGACGCCUCGAUGGAUCAGGCGCUCCCCCGAGCAGAUGGUCCAGUACCUGCACGACGACCGCAACGGCCACCUCCACGGCAGGCACGUCGUUGCCGCCAUCAAGACCGUCAGGGCCUUGGCGGAGAAGCGAGAAGGGGAGUACGACAUGAGGAUGGUGAUGAGCGGGUUCGUGGGCAAGCUCAGUUUUAGGGAGAUGUGCGUGGUCUUGAAGGAGCAGAAGGGUUGGAGGCAGGUCAGGGACUUCUUUGCCUGGAUGAAGCUUCAGUUCUAUUACCGUCCCAGCGUGAUCGUCUACACCAUCGUUUUGCGCGCGUAUGGACAAGUCGGGAAGAUCAAUCUCGCUGAGCAGACCUUCCUGGAGAUGCUUGAAGCAGGUUGUGAGCCUGACGAAGUUGCUUGCGGCACUUUGCUAUGUACUUAUGCGCGAUGGGGCCGCCACAAGGCUAUGCUGUCAUUUUAUUCUGCCGUGGAGGAGAGGGGGGUCGUGCCUUCUGUUGCAGUUUUCAACUUUAUGCUGUCCUCUCUGCAGAAGAAGUCGCUCCAUCAAAAUGUCGUAGAAUUGUGGAGGAAAAUGGUGGGUAAAAGGGUGGCUCCAAACGGCUUCACUUAUACGGUCGCAAUCAGUUCUCUCAUCAAAGAAGGUUGCGGUGAUGAAGCUUUGCAAACAUUUUAUGAGAUGAAGAAAGCUGGUUUUCUCCCUGAGGAAGUAACCUAUAGCCUGCUCAUAAACCUUUGUACCAAAAAUGGCAGCUGGGAUGAAGCAAUCGGUCUUUAUGAAGACAUGAGAUCUCUGAAAAUCAUCCCAAGUAAUUAUACUCGCGCUUCACUUCUCACUUUGUGUUAUAGAAAAGGAGACUACUCCAAGGCGCUUGCUCUUUUCUCGGAAAUGGGAAGGCAUAAAGUUGCUCCUGAUGAAGUCAUCUAUGGGUUGCUCGUUAGAAUAUAUGGCAAACUUGGACUCUAUGAGGAUGCUGAGAAUACAUUUAAAGAGAUUGAGCAUCUGGGCCUACUUACGAAUGAGAAAACAUACUUAGCUAUGGCGCAGGUCCAUCUUAGUUCGGGAAAUGCUGAUAAAGCCCUGAAUGUCAUUAAACUGAUGAAGUCUAAGGAGAUUCGGUACUCCAGAUAUGCUUACAUUGUCUUAUUGCAAUGUCAUGUCAGAAGACGAGAUUUAGGUUCUGCAGAAGGUGCCUUUCUAGCUUUAUCGAAAACUGGAUUACCUGAUGUAGGUUCUCUCAGUGACAUGCUCAAUUUGUAUAUAAAUUUGGACCAGACGGAAAAGGCCAAGGAGUUCACUUUACGGAUAAGAGAAGACCUAGUUGAAUGUGGCGAGGAACUUUUCAAGACCAUUAUUAGAUUCUAUUGCAAAAAUGGAAUGAUAAGCGAGGCUGAGCAGUUUGCUCGAGAAAUAGGCGGAGUUGGAUCUUUUGCAGAUAAUAAAUUUGUGCAGACAUUUUACAGGAUCAUCCAUGGAGAAUAUAAAGGACAGGAAAAAUAUGAGAAAAAUAUUGCAGUUCCAGAUCUUUUGGACUCGAUGGCUCUUGGGCUGAUGCUUACUCUGUACUUAGCUGAUAGUUGUUCGAGGAACACGGAGUACAUCUUGAAGCUGUUGCUUGAAACUGCUGAUGGGCUGUCAAUAGCCAGUAGACUCAUCGGAUACUUUGUAAGAGAAGGUGACAUUUCUAAAGCAGAAGCCCUAAACAGUCACUUGAUAAGGCUUGGUUGUAGAGCAGAGGAUGAAGCAAUUGCUUCUUUGAUUAGCUGGUACGCAAAAGGAGAAAAGCUGGACAAGGCUGAAGCUAUAUUUUUGAAGGCGGAUUCUCCUUUGUCUGGGAAGCUAGUAUCUAAGUGUAUGGUUGAUGCAUAUGCCAAAUCUGGUAGACCAGAGGAUGCAUAUUCGCUAUACAGAAAAGCAACUGAGAAAGGCCAUGAUCUUGGUCCUGUUACAAUCAGCAUCAUCGUGAAUGCUUUGACUAAUAGCAGAAAACACCAAGAAGCGGAGGAUAUAGUUCGGAAGAGUUUGCAGGAGAGUUCGAAACUUGAUACUGUGGUGUUCAAUACAUUUAUCAAGGCAAUGCUGGAAGCUGGAAAACUGAACUUUGCAGAAAGAAUAUAUGAGCAAAUGCUUUCUAUUGGGGUUGCUCCAUCAAUUCGAACUUUUAACACCAUGAUCAGUGUUUAUGGACGAGGUGGCAAGUUGAAUAAGGCUGCAGAGAUGUUUGGCACAGCACAAGGCUUGGCUUUGCCUCUGGAUGAGAAGGCAUAUAUGAAUCUGAUUGGCUUUUACUGCAAGGCUGGUGAAAGACAAGAAGCUUCCCUUCUAUUUGCCAAAAUGAAGGAAGAAGGUAUUAAACCAGGAAAGGCUAGCUACAAUGCCUUGAUAAACUCAUGUGCAUCUGCUGGAUGGUAUGAAGAAGCAGAGGAACACUUCCAGGCCAUGCGAAGAGAUUGUGUUUUACCGGAUUCUUUCACGUACCUGUCCGUUAUUCGAGCCUAUGCGGGGGGUGCGAAGUUCAUUGAAGCAGAGGAAACCCUAAAGUCUAUGCAGCGAGAAGGAAUUUCCCCCUCUUGCGCUCAUUACAACCAUUUGGUGUCUGCGUUUGCAAAGGCAGGUCUGAUUGGAGAAGCCGGAAGAGUGUACGAAGAAAUGCUGGAGAAUACUGGUUUGAGCCCUGAUCUUGCGUGUCAUCGCACCAUGUUAAGGGGUUAUUUGGACUGUGGGUGUGUCGAAAAAGCAAUCGCUCUUUUUGAAAAGAUGCGGGAGCAUGUCGGAUCGGACAGGUUUAUGUGGAGUGCAGCUGUUCAUUGUUACCGGUCUGCAGGAAUGAUGGAAAAGGCGGAAGCUGCCUUGAACACCAUGAAAAGCAAGGGGAUCGCAUUCUUGGAAGACCUUAAAUCUGGGUCGCAGUCGAAAGUAUGAGAGAGGACACAGAGAUUCUAUUAGUAGCGAGAGCGAGAGCAUAUAUUUGGCGACAUGCCUAAUGAUGGCAGCAAUCCGCCAUGAUCGCGGUGUAUUUAGGAUAGUCUGACCAUCCAUUCAUCGUCCGUCGCCUGAGAAGUGGCUAGUGAACUCAAAACACUUUGAAGCGGAAUCUUGACUAGGAGAGGAUGAGCAACGAGUGCCCAAUAGCAAGGGCAAUGCUCCUGCUAUCCUAUUAAACGGUGAAGAGGUGAUCUGAAUUGGAAUGGGCACCGAAUGAUACUCCAUGGAUGAUGAUGAUGAUGAUGAUGAUGAGCUUUGCUUCUCUUGUGCUGAGGAGAUGUUCCUCUCACUCUUCCUACCCUCCAUGUAAAUUCCAUUCAAUGUAGAGAAGAAAGACAUGGCAAUCGACCCCUUUUUGACAAAACCGAUAUUACCCCCAUACCUACGCGUCUAUCUCACAAACGCGCACACACGUUCCCAUAUUCGUGAUUAAGCAUGCGCUGAGGCCAGUAAAGUAAUGUGGGAAAGUGGUGAUCCAUUCCUUCCUUCCAAUUCGGGGAGAGAGGGAUCAUCGAACUGAUGGACUUCAACUCGGAAGAAAUUGUUGUUAAGCAGUGCGCUAUGGAGACCCCAUAGGGCCCAUACCAUAUACGUUGUUGGGCUCUCUGAAGGAUCAGAUGUGUAUUCCAUCUAGGAACGGGCCCGUAUCGUCUCCACGGCCCAACCGUGCAUUCUCCAAAAUCCAAACCAAAUGCCUUUUUUCUCCCUAAGUCAUUCGCUCCCUCUCUCUCUCGCGGGUGUCGCCUUCGUUCUUCAGGGGCGCAAGAAUCAUCAAUUUCAGCGUCGGUCUCGAGAAAGGGAAUCGAAUCGAUCGAUGGCGUCGCAUCUGUGUCGAGCGGUGAUCAGAUCGUCGAGAUUGGCCUCCACCGCCGUCGGCAGAAGCUUCAGUAGCGAAGUAACCCAGCCCUCCUCCAAAUUUCCUCUCAUCAGCGAGCACACUGCCAAAUGGAUGCAGGAUACUAGCAAGAAAUCUCCAAUGGAGUUGAUCAAUGAGGUCCCGCCCAUCAAAGUCGAAGGCAGGAUAGUUGCUUGCGAAGGAGACAGCAAUCCUGCGCUGGGGCACCCAAUUGAGUUUAUCUGCCUCGACUUGGAUGAGCCUGCUAUCUGCAAGUAUUGUGGUCUGCGCUACAUUCAGGAGCAUCAUCAUUAGCAACCCGUCCUUUUCUUGUUUUUUGAUAGCCAAAACGACAUCCCUGGAUGGAUGUCUGGUAUUUGUCUUUGGAUGACAUGCCCUUUUUGGGGCGAACUAGUGCAUUUGUAUUGACAAUAAGGGUUAACCCCCCAGGGAUCAACUUUGUAAUUGCAUUUGUGAACGGAAUCGUCUUGCUAUUUUCUUAUUAAA